Debaryomyces tyrocola is the source of this 394-nucleotide messenger RNA. The record is from the annotation of a GenBank genome assembly. NCBI's taxonomy places the organism in Eukaryota, Fungi, Ascomycota, Pichiomycetes, Serinales, Debaryomycetaceae.
AUGUUAUCCAGACAUAUUGCCCGUGCUUCAAAAGUGAGUAGACUGAGGGAACGGUGACUUAAUUGGACAGAGGGGGCCCAAGUUGGGCCCCAUCCUGUCAAUUGGAACCGAUUGACGACGAUCCGGCGGGAUAUAGGGACAACCGAAUACUAACUGAUUUAGACUGUUGCUAAUCAAAAAAGAUUCUUAUCAUUACAUGAAUUCCGUUCAGCAGCUUUGUUGAAGACCUACGGUGUUGGUGUUCCAGAAGGUAGUGCUGCUACUACACCAGAAAAGGCGUACGAAGCAGCCAAGGCUUUAGGUACUAACGAAUUGGUUGUAAAGGCACAAGCCUUGACCGGUGGUCGUGGUAAAGGUCACUUUGACAACGGAUUCCAAGGUGGUGUUAAGUUAA